This is a messenger RNA of Aegilops tauschii subsp. strangulata, 2712 nucleotides long. RefSeq lists its product as uncharacterized. Lineage: Eukaryota; Viridiplantae; Streptophyta; Magnoliopsida; Poales; Poaceae. The record is from RefSeq and is a predicted model, not a curated record.
UGUCCCUGCUCCUCCUCUACGCCGCCUCCACCCAAACCCUAAACCUAGCUGCUCACCACGCUGCUGCCGUCUCCAUCGCCUAGCUUGCUGGAUCCCCGUCGUCCACUUCCCCGUCGCCGUCGUCCUCACGUGCACACGGCAGGAGGAGCAUGCGAGAUGUGGAGCCGCCGCCAUCGUCCUCUCGUCGUAGCUCCACGCGGCCGUGCUGCCGCCCUCCCCGCAGCUCCAUGACGCCGCCGCUCCCCUCCAUGCCGCGCCCCGCUGCUCUACUCCCCCGAGCAGCUCCCCCUCUCCCUACAAAUCCCUUAUUUUCCCGUCUAUUCAAUCGAGCCCCUGUUCCUCAAUCUGGUGGGAUGACUACGAGGCGGCACUCGAUCUGGAGGCAUGGAGGCGGCAUGGGGUGGGCGCUCCUCGUCCUCGAGCUCCACUUCUUCAGCAACUCCAGGCCCUCCUCAACAUCUUUGCCGUUCUCGCCAUGGGGUGGGCUGCGGAAGUUGACCCUGCGGUACUCGUGCAAGUGUGGCUCCCUCCUCCAGUUGCUCAUCGGCCUCACUUUCCCCAUUAGGAAUCUACUACCUAGGAGUACAUGGAACAUUGGUUCUACCUCAGUUGCGCAUUUUUUUAGAAAUCAAGAGGCCACUGGUUUAUUAUUUUCAGUGAUGGGGACAGCUUUGCAACUGUAGAACAUAGUAUGAGUUAGCACUUACGAGCAGUCAAGGGGGGUAGGUAGCAUAAAUCUCAUCUUUCAUGAUUUGACGUGCAUCACUUUGGAGUGGGAUGGCUAAUAAAUUAGGUAGUGAUGCUGCCUGGUAUUGUUCUGUACACUCCUGCAUCAUCAAGUUUUCCAGGCAACAACAGCACAAUGCUGAUAAUGAAAAGGAUAGGUGCAGGUUCAGACAGCUUAGGGUAUACAGAAGUUGCUUACAGGGUUGUAAUUGGAACAUGGGACCAUUGUUUGAUAUUGAGUCGUUGUCGAGUGGACAAUUUGAUAUUGGUCUCAGCCAAACAUAAAAAAGGCACCACAUGUCAAAUCAAUAAGCUGCUUCCUGGUUGAUCUUAAAUUAGUCGAUCGGUGGUAGUGAACUGGCAACGACGAAUUGGAUUGGUUUGAUAUAUGGAUCCAUGUGUACUUGCUGAUCUUUGACUAGCCAGUGCCAGUCCUUUCUGAUGUUUUCAGGUCCCAAAAUGCGCCUUCGUUGAAAUUUGUAGGAGAUGAUCUGAUUUAUUGUAGAAGUACAACUGCUGCUGCUGGAGCUCAUGCCUCAAGGAGACCCGGAGAAGAACAACCAACUUUAUCUAAAAAUGGAAGAGCUAGCACCAAAGAGCCCCAGCCCACCUCCAAGAUCAAGUUCUAUGUGUAAUUCACGGAUAGUGGUUGUCAGCACAUCUUCUAACCAAGUCACCUCCAGUGAUCCUUCUGUUGACAAGCAGCCAGACCCAAGUCUCCAGAAAAAGCAUGGCCACCGGCACAAAAUGGACGAAGAAGAGGUGAGCUGCCGCGACAUCGAAGCUCUCGCACCGAUGCUCCCCGUCGAGCUCGCGCGUGCGCCGGAUCUGGUGGCCAACACAGCCCGUCCGUCCGCCGGCACCUCCAAGCAAGGCCUACAACAACACUCCUUCUAUGAGAGACGCUGGAUCAUUGCCUUACACAGGCACUAUGCGUUGUGCUUCCUGAUGUAAAUCGCUUCCUGGACAGGCGGCAUGCAUCCUGAUGCAAAUCAGUUCCUGGACAACCAAUUUGAGAUCAAUUAUCCGGUAGGUUGACUAUACCUUGGCUUUGGUAGUCUUUAAUGUUUUUUGCUCUAUAUUUCUGAACACAAUUUCAAACUUAGCUUAAUAGCCCUUCUGGGCUCAACUGUAUUAAAAAAUAUGGCUUACAAUUGUUGUUCUGGAUUAUGUUGUCCCUUUUGCGUUGUCGGAUGCUUUACCUUGGUGUGAAUUUUCCAAAAAGCUUUUCUAUUUAAGGAACCAAUUUUGCUUUUUGAUGUUGCAUCGACCAAUGCUCAGUACCUAAUAGAACUAAAAGUCGGUUACCGGGUCAAUACACCUUAUAAAAAUUAUGAAUGGGCAAUAUGUGGCCAUCUAGAGUAGAAUUUGGUUCAUUGAUUGAUACAAGGGUCAAAUUGGUCUAUUCUCAAGGUAAUCACCACUGUUUUGUUUUAGGCUUAUGUGCCUGAUUUUUUUAGGAUCUCUGUGUCAAUGUGGGGAUAUAUCAAAGUAAUGCCAUGUUCUAAUUAUAAAUGAAAAGAAAGUUAAGAACUUAGUAAUUACAUAGAAAUCAUUGCUAGAGCAUAGAGGUCAGAGAUGUACAAAUGAUUGAUUAAAAAAUAUUUGUAUUUGCCACAACACACUGUAUCACAUCGUGUAUGCAUUUUUAUUGAAUAUAAGUCAGGUUUAGAACUUUUGACCACGACAACUAGAAAAACAAAGUAAAUCCAUCGUAUAUAUUCAGUAACGUAUAUAUUUAGAUAUUCAUGAUGCUCCAUAAGCAUACUUCAGUUCCGCUAGGAGCACUAGCUGUCGGCGUAUACAUGUAUUUGUUGGUUCUAACAAGAUGCAUGCCAGUCUUAGAAAAUAUAGUAAGUAUCUGUCCUGAAAUUUAUGACUCGCGUGAGGUGACUAUCUGUAGAUAACUAUCGUACUUGCAUAACUGGUUGAUUUUGAAGGAAAUAUGCCCUAGAGGCAAUAAUAAAGUUGUUAUUUUAUAUUUCC